Molecule: messenger RNA, 2661 nt
Organism: Colletotrichum orchidophilum
Lineage: Eukaryota; Fungi; Ascomycota; Sordariomycetes; Glomerellales; Glomerellaceae
Exons: 3
Coding region: 1-2661 (886 amino acids)
Biological process (GO): protein polyubiquitination; ubiquitin-dependent protein catabolic process; positive regulation of proteasomal ubiquitin-dependent protein catabolic process
Cellular component (GO): ubiquitin ligase complex; cytoplasm
Molecular function (GO): ubiquitin protein ligase activity; zinc ion binding; ubiquitin conjugating enzyme binding
Source: RefSeq, a predicted model, not a curated record
AUGGCCUAUCGAGAUGGCGCAGAGUUGCACAGGAGAACGAGCCGACGCCGGCAUCCUCCCAGCCCGCCGCAAAUGCCCGACUAUGAUUGGCACCCUCACCCCACCGCUGCUGAGUCGACCUACGACCCGAUGCCCUACCGGAGACCCAGAGACUUUAUACAAGGGCCCGACGAGACGAGCUCGCCCUUGGGACCGAGAAGAAUCGUAAAGCUCAGCAGUGCGCCUCCCACCCCAGGAGCCACGAUGCCCAGAACCCCCAAGGCUGCUGCUCCGUACAGGAGGGGAAGGGUACCGGUGGACAACGGCUAUGACCCCUACGACGACGAGGACGAGGACGAGGAUGACGAGGAGGACGACCAAGAGGAGGAAUCCCCCCUAGGUAGACGGCGGCGGCAGCAGACCUCGAGUCGACACCGGAGCCGCAGCACGGCCCAUCACUCGAGGACGCCGCGGGUCCACGAGUCGAGGCGGUCGUCGAGAUAUUCGCAGUCUGACUCGGAGACGGAGUCGGACAAGGACUCGGAAACUACCGUCUCAUCACACGAAGAGAAGCGGGAAAGACGACGUGAAAGAGACAGGCGGGAGCGGGAACGGGUAGGGUACGAAAAGGCAAAACGCCAUACCCAAACCAUUGUCGAGCGGCGGACGCCGCCGUCAGCCGAAAAGACACCGAAGCGCCGUAGAAAAGUCAAAAAGAUCAUCUACUUGGAGGAGGAUGGCUCUACGGAGCCUACGCCGCGGCAGUCCAUGGGCGACCUCAGCCGCUCGUCGUCGCGGCACCGCUCUCACCCGUCGUCGUCGCGUCCGGCGUCCGACAGAUACUAUCCCAGGCAGCAUUCUCAUAGUCCCGUCAGGAGAUCAAGCCGCCAUCGUUCCUCGGCCAAGACGUACGAGAUCUCUCAGCCUCCUAGCGCCUCCAAGAGGUUGGCUUACGAGAUUCGUCCGGAUCGGGGUCGUCUUGAAUUGACCCCGAGCAGGCAUUCCAAGAGACACCCGCCCCAGGUUGUGUACUCAGAGACGCGGCCAAUCCGCCGCUCCAAUACCGUCUCGGGGGCAUCGCAUGUCACGUCGCACACGCAAAGCACGACUUCGUCGAAUAGGCGGUCGUCUACUUUCUUGGGAAACGUACUCACGGGGAGUACCGUCUCCCGCUCGUCAGAGAAGCCAGCCAGAAUCGAAUGUCUUGUGUGUAUGGAUGAGUUCCCGGCGAGCAGGGUCGCAAAGUUCAAGUGCGGUCAUCGAAUGUGUGACCCGUGCCUCAAGAGGCACUUUAAGAUAUCCAUCACCGAUCCGCAGCAAAUGCCUCCAAAGUGCUGUGCCGCAAAUAUACCCUUGAAGCAUGUCGACCACUUGUUCACGAACGACUUCAAGAAGAAGUGGAAUAGAAAGUUUGCAGAAUAUACGGCCCGCAACCGCAUUUACUGCCCUUCGAGAAAGUGUGGCGCGUGGAUCAAGCCCCAAUGCAUGCGCAAUGAAGGGGGCCGCCAAUCCGCCAAAUGCGGUCACUGCAGGACCAAGGUAUGCUGCUCUUGCAAUGGCCGGUGGCACUCGUCGAGGGAAUGCCCCGACGACGAGGAGACGACGAAGUUCCUGGACCACGCCAAGGAUGAGGGAUGGAAACGUUGCUACAAGUGCAGUCACAUGGUUGAGCUCAAGGAGGGCUGCAACCACAUGACAUGUAUUUGCGGAGCGCAGUUUUGCAUGGUGUGCGGCACCAAGUGGAAGAGCUGCGAUUGUCCGUGGUUCAAUUAUGAGACGGCGGACGCCGAUCGGCUCAAUGGGAUGCAUGUGCCGUUGGCGAUGGGCCAGCGAAUGGAGCGGCCGGAGCUGGGUGCCGAGACCCCGAGAAGCACAAGAAGCAUCCGAUCAGCAGGCGUAGGGCCCACGAUGUCUCGUUCGCGAUCCCAAGAGUACGACAGCAGACUGAUGAGGAGGUUCCAAGAGAACCGCGACGAAGACCUCGCGCGGACGAUGCAGACUUACGAGCUCGACGAUGCUUAUGACAGAGGGUACGGGGAUAUCAUCGGUCUCGGCAACACGGCCGGCCACUUUAUGAACGAAGACUAUCGCAGAGAGCCAGACGUAUUCGCAUCCGCGCCCGUGCCGCCGGCGCCAACGCCACCGACAGCGUUUGAGCGACCGCUGCCAACCGAUUACAUGUCGGGCGUCAACCGGGCAAGAGGUCUUCCUCAGGAUCCUCUUGGGCAGCGUUUGGCUGAGCGAUUCUCCGAGUCGCGUUCGAGUCCAGGUGGUCCCCGGCCGGGCAUGACGGCGCCGCCGCCACUACCGCCGCUCGCGUCCAUGGCAGCUCCCAUCAUGGGUCCUCCUCCUCCCAUGAUGGGACCAAUGACCAUGGGCCCGCCGCCGCCGAUGCCGCCACCGAUACCGAUGCUGAGAAGACACACAAUGGAAGAGGAUGUGUACACCAGCGCCAGGACGACGCGACCAUCCGAGCGGGUGGUGCCGGGGCGGAUGAUACAAGACUAUGAGAUGGAAGCGGCGGCGCACACUCCCCGAAGCCGGAGACGAAUGCGAGAGGAGCCCAAGUCAUCGACGCUCGCCGGGCUCACGGGCAUUGGGCGCGGCGUGAACCGGGUGCACGAAUGGCGAAACUACGUGUGGCCGGGUAGGCCCGAGGGAGAACAUGCAGUCGUGGCAUGA